Messenger RNA from Oryza sativa Japonica Group (Japanese rice), 549 nucleotides. RefSeq names its product pathogenesis-related protein PRMS-like. Lineage: Eukaryota; Viridiplantae; Streptophyta; Magnoliopsida; Poales; Poaceae. The record is from RefSeq and is a predicted model, not a curated record.
AUGUCGUCUUCCUCCUCCUGCCUCGCCAUCCUGUCGCUGCUGGCGCUAGCCUCCCACCUGCCGGACGCCGCCUCCGCGCCUCGCGGCAUCGGGCCGCUCAGCCCCGCCGCGGCCGCGAAGCUCGUGUCCGCCGUCAAUGACGCGCGGCGGCAGGCCGGGGCGCCGCCGGUGGCGUGGAGCGCGACGGUGGCCCAGCGCGCCAAGCUGAGGGCCGAAUGGCUGAGCGACCCGACCAAAGGCCGGUGCGACGUGGCGAACGCCGGCCUCGAUCCGGGGCUGACCCGAGUCCUGCUCAAGCCGAUCGUGGCCCUGACGUACUUCGUCACCGGCGGCGGCCCCGGGCGGCGGCGCGCGGCUGACGCGGUGGGGGCCUGGGCGGAGGGGCGGCGGUGGUACGACGCCGGCGCCAACCAGUGCGUGGCCGGCGGCGGCGAGGAGUGCGCGAGCUACAAGGACAUGGUGCAGCCGGCGUGGAAGACCGUCGGCUGCGCCGUCGCCCCGUGCGCGUCCGGCCAGACGCUCACGAUCUGCGCCUUCUCCCCUGCGUAA